AAUUCAUUUCAUUCAAGACGCCAAUGAGAGAAAAAUUGUAGACAGGCAUGGAGUUUUUCCUUCUCUUUUUCUCCUCCGCUACUUACACUGCUUCCGCCUUCGCUGUUCUUCUCUUCCUCUAUUUCCUGUUAUGGAUUUCCACAAGUUUCCGAAAGAAGUCUGUCGGCCAAAAAGUAGCAGCCCUCGAAGCCGCCGGAGCGUGGCCGGUGAUCGGCCACCUCCAUCUCCUCGGAGGAUCUCAACUCCCCCACAGGAAGCUGCGGAACAUGGCCGACAAGCACGGCCCAAUCUUCACGAUAAAGCUGGGCAUGCACCGGGCCCGGGUCGUGAGCAAUCCGGCAAUGGCUCGGGAGUGUCUGACCACUCACGACAAAGUCUUCGCCAGCUGCACCAGGGCAGUGGGCGUGGAGCACAUGGGCUACAACUACGCCAUGUUCAGGUUCGCCCCUUACGGCCCUUACUGGCGCCACGUGCGCAAGAUAGCCGUGACCCAUCUCCUCUCCAGCCACCGCGUCGAGACCCUCAAGCACAUCCCUGAAUCCCAAGUGAAGGAGGCCGUAAACGAUAUCUAUCGGAGAUGGUCCGGAGCCAGUGGCAGCGGAGGCGGUGGUUCAAAUGCGGUGCUGGUGCAGAUGAGCAAGUGGUUUGGGGAUAUAAAUCUGAAGGUGAUUCUUAGGAUGGUGAUAGGAGACCGAUGUUUGGAAGAUGGCGGCGCCGCCGACGAUCGGUUUCGGAGGGCGUUGAAGGAGUUUUUCCGACUGAUGGGGACGUUCGUGGUGGGAGAUGCGAUUCCGUUUCUGAGGUGGUUGGAUGUGGGAGGAUACAAGAGGGAAAUGAAAAGAACAGUGGCGGAAUUGGAUCGCGUGAUGGAGGAGUGGUUGGAGGAGCACAAGCGGAAGAGGCCGGUUUCGGCGGAAGACGGCGGCAACUUUAUGGAUGUGAUGUUGUCCGUCGUCGACAGCGGAGAUGUGCCGUCCGAUCAUGAUCCUGAUGUUUUCAUCAAAUCUACAUGCCUGGCAUAACACGCUAUAUGGAGGCCCAAAGUAGAGCUCAUCUCACCAAGGUAUUGUUUGGUUCACAAUUGGAGUUGGAAUCAGAAUCAAAAUAAAAUUUCAUUGGACUGGAAACAAAAUGUCACAUUCCUCUCUCAUAUUUGGUUCGACAACAAAAUCGGAAUCAAAAUUAUAUUAUAUUAUUUGGUAUAUAUAAAUAUAAGAAUCAUAAAUGAGUCUAGUUAGUAUGAAAAAAUUUAUUCAAUUAAUUUAGUAUAAAAUAAUAAUAUUAUAAAUAUAAUUAUUAUAUAAUAUUAUUUUAUUAAACUACAUAAUAAAUAAUUUUUUAUAACAAAAUAAUUUAGAUAAUCAUGUACUUGAUUAUCCUUACCUAUUGUAUUAUUAUUAUUAUUAUUAUUAUUAUUAUUAUUAUUAUUAUUAUUAUUAUUAUUAUUUUGUUUUAACAAUGUUAUUAAUAUUAUAUUGUAUCUUACAUUUUAUAAGUAUUAUAUUUAAAUAUAUAAUUUAUUAAUAAAAUAUCAUAUGUUGUGACACUGUAACAUAAUUUGUUAUUUAAUAUUAAAAAAUAAUAUAAUAAAAUAACCAUAGUAGCAAUAUAUUUUUUAUAUAAUAAUAUUUUAUUAUUUUUUGUAUAUAUUUUAUAAGUAUUUUUUUUAAUAUUCAAUAGUAUUUUAAUUUUAAAGUAAAAGUCCAGAAUUAAAAUGUUCAAAAAUUAAGUCCAGAAUUAAAAUGUACAAAUUGAAGCAUUUCAAUUCUGAUUAUAAUUUUGAGAGUCGAUUCUCAAUUACCAAAUACUACAAGUAUGUUGUCCAUGGUAUACAUAAUUGACCGCAAGCUCUCGUGUUGGGGGGGCGCCAACACCUCAAAUGUGACGUUAGUAUGGGCUCUCUGCUUGCUCCUCAACAAUCCCCACACUCUAAAGAAGGCGCAACAAGAAUUGGACGCCCAGGUUGGGAGACAACAACAACUACAGGGAACUCAUAUCAAACACUUGGUAUACAUCCAAGCCAUCAUCAAGGAGACCCUGCGCCUCUACCCCGCCGCACCUCUAGGAAUACCUUAUGAAUCCAUAGAAGAUUGUACCAUCGGUGGCCAUUGCGUCCCCUCCGGCACACGCCUAGUGGUGAACCUAUGGAAGGUUCAUCGAGACCCGCAAGUGUGGCCUGUUCCAUACGAGUUUCGACCAGAGAGAUUUUUGACAACCCACCAAGAUGUGGAUGUGAAGGGGCAAAAUUUUGAGUUGAUCCCGUUCAGCAACGGCAGAAGAAUGUGCCCUAGAGUUUCUUUUGCACUUCAGGUUAUGCAUUUUACACUAGCCAAUUUGCUACAUGGGUUUGAGAUUGCAACUCUAGACGACGAACCAAUUCACAUGGGGGAGCGCUUUGGGCUAACUGUGACUAAGGCAACGCCGCUGGAAGUCCUCCUCUCUCCUCGCCUGCCUUCUCACCUAUAUGUAUAAGGUAAUUUGCCAUUGGUGAUAGAGUGUAUGCUAGAAGACUUUAGGUCUCCAAACGCAUGCUUAGUAUUUAAUACUUUAGCUUUGAGAUAAUUUUGAUUUGGGCCAAUUUAAAUAUAGUGUAAUAUAAAAUUAUAUUUAACUUUUAUAAAUGCUGAACAUUCCAAAUUGAUGCUCCAAAUACGAUUUAAAUUUUUCUUUGAA
Molecule: messenger RNA, 2673 nt
Organism: Malania oleifera
Lineage: Eukaryota; Viridiplantae; Streptophyta; Magnoliopsida; Santalales; Ximeniaceae
Product: cytochrome P450 CYP82H23-like
Exons: 2
Coding region: 48-1022 (324 amino acids)
Biological process (GO): defense response to other organism
Molecular function (GO): iron ion binding; monooxygenase activity; oxidoreductase activity, acting on paired donors, with incorporation or reduction of molecular oxygen
Source: RefSeq, a predicted model, not a curated record